This is a messenger RNA of Mytilus californianus (California mussel), 1251 nucleotides long. RefSeq names its product sarcoplasmic calcium-binding protein-like. NCBI's taxonomy places the organism in Eukaryota, Metazoa, Mollusca, Bivalvia, Mytilida, Mytilidae. Gene Ontology annotation, molecular function: calcium ion binding. The transcript is spliced from 3 exons. The record is from RefSeq and is a predicted model, not a curated record. The coding region runs from base 169 to 1131 and encodes 320 amino acids.
GACAUUGCAUCCUUAUGGUAAGAUUUUGUACAUAACAACUUACAGUUUCAAGGUAAAUACCUUGAGCAUAUAAGUAUAUAAUACGAAUCGGAAUUUUGGUCUUCACUAUACAUUUUGGCCAGAUCCAUACCACUUCCGAUUCCGUAAUUAACAAAAAUAACUACCACCAUGACGUCGAAAACUGCCCCUAUGCAGACGAGGACUACCCCUACGAAGACUACCCCUAUGCCGACUAAAACUACUAUUACGCCGGAGACAACUACAACUAUGCCGACGAAAACUGCCAUAACACCGGAGAACAAUACCUCUAUGCCGAAGAAAACUACCAUGACGAAAACUGCCAUAACAACGCAGAAAACAGCCCCUAUGCCGACGAAAACUACCAUUACGUCGGAGAAGACUACCCCUAUUCCGACGAAAACUACCGUUACGCUGGAGAAAACUACCCCUAUGCCGACGAAGACUUCUGUUACGCCGGAGAAAACUACCCCUAUAUUGACAAAAACUACCCCUGUGCCGACGAAAACUACCAUUAGUAUUACGCCGGAGAAAAGUACUCCUAUACCGACAAAAAGUACGCCAGUGGUGUCUGGAAUUGAGUUCUUGCAGGAAAAAUGGAAUGUCUGGUUUCGCACUCUUGAUGUGAAUCAUGACGGGAUUAUCACACGUGCUGACGUUGAUUACACACUCAAGCAAUUCCCUCUGGUAGAAGGCCUAAGCAAAUCUGAGGGAAAGAUGGAAGUCGCUAAAAUAGAAGCAUGGUGGGAGAAAUAUAUCAUUAAAGGGAAUAAUAAAAUAACCAAAGCUGACCUCUUAAAAGAUCUAGAGAAAGAGUAUACCGAAAACAAGAAAAACUUUGUCGCAAAAAUGAAAGCCUUGUGUGAAGACAUAUUUUGCAUUCUGGAUACAGACAAGACUAAAAUGAUUUCACUGGAUAACUACGUCAAGGCAUAUAAGGUAUAUGGUCAUGACAACGAGGCUCUCCUUCGGAAGGCAUUCGAAUUUUACAAUCCAAGCCAUGGUGUGGUUCCGUUACAGGAAUACAUUGACGACUGGCUAGUAUUCCUCACCAAUGAUGAUCCAUCGAAGAAAGAUGUUGUAUAUGAAACAUACAAGGCUGGGUUUGUAUAAGCAAUGGUACAGAAUGAUACAGUAUAUGGAGACUGAUUGCUACUUUAAUGAGUCUUUGCUGUCAAAAUUGUUAAUGCUUAACUUUCAAACGUAACUAAUAAAUCAUUUGUAGUCACAAAA